CUUUCCGACCAAUCAAAAUCGAAUCGUUGCGUUUCCGAAAUACAUACCGGCAAUUAUGUCAGGUUGGCGAUGCGUUUUCACAGAAAUUUCCCUAUGUUAAAUAACUUCCGAUUUCCUAACCUCUGCAAAGCUCCAAUUUGAUUUUUCCACGUGAAGAUAUAUAAAAUGAUACAUAAUACAUUGUGAAUGCUCCGAUAAAAAGAAUCGUGUAAGGAAAGAUGACCAGAUAUGCAAGAGCAAAAGGAUCCAAAGCUUCAAACGAAAGAUUACCGAACGAGGCUACGCCAUGGCAUGUAAUGAAACAGCAGUUAGAGGAGAGCAAAAGCAAGGGGCCUGUGGGACAGAAAAAAUCAGCGAAGGAAUUAUUGAGAGAUAAAGAAGAAGCGUUCAGUAGUAGUAACACUAAUGAAAACGCUCAGGAAUGGGCGGAAUUUGAAGAUAACAGAUCCAAGUCUAACACAGGAAAGAAACAUAAGAAUUCAAAUUCGAAGAAAAAUCUUGCAAAAAAUUUGGAAAAUGACACAGCAUCCGAAAGUAGUGUGAAAAAAUCACAAAAAGCGGGAGAUGCGAAAAUUGAGACAACGGAUAGGAAGACAACUAAAUUGUCUAACAAAAAGAAACGAGACGUUAAUAAUACAAAUUUGGUAUCCGGUGAAAAAGAAUUGAGCACACCACAAGAUACGCAAUCGAAUUACGUUGUGCUGAGCAAACGACAGAAGCGAAAUCAGAAGAGGAAGUUAGAAAUGUCUAACGAUGGGUCUAAGAGAUUCAAGAAGGAUACGGGCAAAAAUGACAAUACGCACACGAGGGAGGAAAAGAUGAAGAGAAAGGGAGAAUACAAAAGGAGAAAGCCAGAUGCCGGUGUCACGAAAGUGACAAUCAACGGUGUGGAAACCGAAAUUGUCAUGUUUGAUAGAUUCCCCGUUAAAAAAGAAGAUGCGGAGAGAUUGACGGAACUUAAACAGAAAAUGCUGAUGAAGGGUAUACCAAAAUCAGAAGUGGACAUGGCGAUGAAGCUGGAGAGACGCAAGGCUGAGAAAGCCUUGGCGCGCAUCAGGAAACUCGUCUGCUUCAAUUGUCGCAAGUCUGGACACAAUCUGUCGGAUUGUCCCGAGCUCGAUCGCAACGAGACUUGCACGGGCAUCUGUUUCAAGUGCGGUUCAACGGAGCACACUCACUUUGAGUGCAAAGUCACCAAGGAUUCCACCUAUCGAUACGCCAAAUGUUUCAUCUGCCGCGAGCAGGGUCACAUCGCCAAUCAAUGCCCCGAUAAUCCCAAAGGAGUUUACCCUCACGGUGGUUGCUGCAAGGUUUGCGGAGAUGUAACACACUUGAAGAAGGAUUGUCCCGAUUUGGUGAAUGCCAAGGAAGAAAGCGCCGUUACAGUGGAAAAAAUGGACGAUUCCGCCGUGGAAUCUUUGCAGGAAGAUACAAAAGUGAAACGCGAAAGUAAUAAACCACAAAAAAAUAAGAUCAUUAAAUUUUAGCUGUAUUUAAUAAUAUGAGCUUGUAUUAUAUCUUAAUGUUAUUUUUUUAUUGGUAAAAUGAAUUACACCUGCCAGAAAAAUGCA
Messenger RNA from Wasmannia auropunctata (little fire ant), 1571 nucleotides. RefSeq names its product zinc finger CCHC domain-containing protein 9-like. The record is from RefSeq and is a predicted model, not a curated record. Lineage: Eukaryota; Metazoa; Arthropoda; Insecta; Hymenoptera; Formicidae. The transcript has 3 exons. The coding region runs from base 219 to 1487 and encodes 422 amino acids. Gene Ontology annotation, molecular function: zinc ion binding; nucleic acid binding.